UAUGAUGCAGGUAGUCACCAUUUUGGCUGUGUGGGCUAGCAGAGGCUAGCUGUGGGUGUAAUCUUCCUCAGACCGUCGUUACUUCGUUCAGGUUUAUUUCUUCCAGUGGACAGAGGGGGGUUUCCGCCCUCAAGCCCAAACUCAAAGCUUUCUUCGUCGGGGAAAUGGACGGAGAGGAGGACGAUCUAAUGUCCGGGAACCGCUCCGAUGAUGGAGGCGGCACGCCGGUUCAGGAUGAACACCCAGCAUCAGAUGGCGAGGAGAUGAGGAGCGCCGGGCGCCGCUCUGAGGACGAGGGCAGCAACGACGAGGACGACGCCAUGGUGACAGGUGGCGGGGCCAGCGGCUCUGACAACGAGGACUGCCGCAGGGCCGACAGCGACUCGGAGGGCGAGGGCCCCGGGGGCCGUGAUGACAAAAGUGACUCUGAGGCGGAGGCGCCGAGGCCCGCCGACAGCGACGAUGAGGAUGGCUCAUCUUCAGUGAAACGCAGGGUGAGCGCGUCCGAGGAGGAGGAGUCGCCGCCAGAGAAACGCAGGACGAGCGGCUCAGAUAACGAGGCCUCAUCGCCGCUCAAACACGGAGCAUCUGACAACGAGGAGGGGGCGUCCCCGCCGCCCAAGCGGAGAGGGAGCAGCUCGGAUGUGGAGGAGCGGCCCAAAGCGGCGGCAGAAAGCGAUUCUGACAACGAGGAUGCCAAAGCCGCGGCGUCCCCAGAGCGCCGCUCCAAUGCUGACAGUGACUCUGACACAGAGACGCCUGCCAGACGCAAGGCGGCGCAGAUAGACUCGGAUGAGGAGGAGAAACGGGAGGAGGAAGGAGGAGGGGAGAAGUGGAAGGGGGUCAUGCAGUCAGACAGCGAGGAGGAGGAAGAGGAAGGGCGGAGGAAGACUGCAGCAGGAAGUGAUGGAGAGCAGCAGGAGGAAGAGGAGAGGCAGCAGAGAGGUGACAGCGACGAGGACGACGAGAAGCCAGUGAAGAGGAAGAAGGCCAUCCUGUCCGACAGCGAGGACGAGGACGAGGAGAAGGCGGAGAAACCAGUGGCGAAGAGGAACCGGGCGGUGUCGGACGACGAGAACUCAGACAGUGACGCCGACUUCGGGGGUCCCGAUAAAAGUUUGGCCGCCAAAUUGAGAGAGCUCGGCUCAGACAGCGAGAGCGAGGAGGACGACCGAGCAAAGGCGGCGGGGAACAAGGACGAGAAAGCGCUGUUUGGCAGCGACAGCGACUCCGGAGAAGACCAGGAGGAGAAGAUGAUCGCAGACAUCUUUGGCGAGUCUGGAGAUGAGGAGGAGUUCACGGGUUUCAACCAGGAGGACCUGGAGGGCGACGGCAAGGCGAAGCAGAAGGUGCAGGCGGAGGAGGAGUCAGACUCUGACGAGGGCGUCGACCGCAGCGGCCAAGACACCAGCAUGAUGUCAGACUUCGACAUCAUGCUCGCCCGGAGGAAAGCCAUGAACAGCAAGAAGAGGCGGCACCGCGAUGGAGGCACGUUCAUCAGCGACGCCGACGACGUGGUCAACGCCAUGAUCACCAAGAUGAACGAGGCUGCGGAGGAAGAUCGAGCUCUGAACAGCCAGAAGAAACCAGCGCUGAAGAAGCUCAUGCUGCUGCCGCAGGUCGUCAUGCACCUGAAGAAGCAGGACUUGAAGGAGACAUUCAUCGACAGCGGCGUGAUGUCGGCCAUUAAAGAGUGGAUCAGCCCUCUUCCUGACAAAUCUCUGCCCGCUCUCAGGAUCAGAGAGGAGCUGCUCAGGAUACUGCAGGAGCUGCCCAGCGUGAGUCAGGAGACGCUGAAGCACAGCGGCAUCGGGCGGGCCGUCAUGUUCCUGUACAAACAUCCCAAAGAGUCUCGAGCCAACAAAGACCUCGCUCUCAAACUCAUCAACGAGUGGUCGCGGCCGAUCUUCGGUCUGACGUCGAACUAUAAGGGGAUGACGAGAGAGGAGCGGCAGCAGAGAGAUCUGGAUCAGCAGAUGCCUCAGAGACGGCGCCUAAGUCAGCCUCAGAAGGUGGAGAGGGCAGAGGAACCUGAUGUCUUUUCUCCACCAACCAGUUCUGGAGGUCAGACGCCUCGCAGAGACCUGGAGAAGCAGCUGACCGGAGAGGAGAAAGCUCUGCGGCCCGGAGACCCCGGGUUCUGCGCCCGGGCUCGAGUCCCGAUGCCCUCGAACAAAGACUACGUGGUUCGGCCCAAAUGGAACGUGGAGGGGGACUCCAGCAGGGGUCCGGUGAGGAAGAGUUUGUCCCGUGUUGAUAAACAGAUGCGUAGAUUUGCUGACAUCCGGCGCCUGACGAAGACGGGUCACGCUGUUAAAAUCAGCGUGGAAGGCAAUCGAAUGCCACUCUGAUUCAUUUUUUUUCUGCUCUAAACUCAGUAGGAUUUAUCGUUUUUACUUUUUAUUGUUUUGUUUCUGAACAAACCCGCAGCUUUGCCCUCCUCAGGUCCAGCUCUGCCUUACUGAAAAAAGGGGCUGUUGUCAGACCGUGUUGGCUUCAGUUCAAAUGUGUUAUCUGCUGUAAACUUGUCUGUCCUCUGAACAAAACGCAUGAAAGACUCCAAAAUGAUCCAAAAAUAACGUUUCCUAAUGCUAACAGUUUAAUUAUUCGCUUUAUUGUUCAACUUGUGUUAGCAGUUAGCUUGAUUAGCUUGACCUGAAAAUCAGCGAUAGUCGCAGUGUUAACAAAUACUGGCAUCACAUAGUCUUUUCUUUUCUGUUUUUUUUAUUUUUGUUUAUUAUUGGCAGCAUUUUUAUCUCAAAGUCUAAAAUGUUAGCGAGUGUUUGUAUUUCUUUAAAAUGAAGCUGUUAUUUAUGAUGAUGUUGUAUCAAAAGCUGAGUCAUGUUAGCAGUCAUCUACAUUUGCUAUGCUACGGAGCUAAUAAAAUCUGUAAAAAUAGCCUACUGUUUUAGUUUUACCUCGGCUCAGAGUGAGUUGGCUGUAAAGCUAGCAUAACAAAAAUUAUGUUAUUGUUAGCAAUCUACAUUAGCUUUGUCUUGAAAAAAAAAAAGUGCAGCAAUAGCUUAUAUUAGCUAGCUAUGUUAGCCUUAUGUCAAAACUAUUAAGGUCUGUAAGCCUUCUAAGCCAACAUUCAUGUUUAUCUAUAUGCUAACAGUGAAUAUUGAACUAUGGCCACAUAUUAUUAUCAGCCCUGUCACUUUACUUUCUUGUGUUCUUUUGAGUAGAACAUCGUUGUUCGCCUUUAAAUUGGUGGUGAUGCACGGUUCAUUGGGCGGAGUUAGUGAUCACAUGUUUUAAAGUAAACCAUAAUAGUUUCUAGCUAUCAAUAAUGCAGACAUCAGUAAUUUAAGCUAAUGCUAUAAACCUUAAUUCUAAGGAAUGGUUAACAUAGAUAACUUCAAAGUGAAACUAACAUCAAAGCCAUUUUAGCUUUGUUAACUGGUUGUUUUGGUAGCUAGCAUUGAGCUACAUCAGAAAAAACAAAUUAAUUAAACAAAUGCUAUCAUAUAGAGGUGACAGCUAUUUUUAGCUGUCAGCAAAUUACACUGUUAUUAUCUUAGCUGGUUUGGAGGUGAAGCUCAUUUUAUUUAUAUUUAUCUCUUAGCCCAGUUUUGGAAGUUAGCAUGAUAGCACUGGCCUUAGGUAAAGCUAAUUUAACAAAGGCACUGAUUUUUGAAGGUAGCAUUGCAGAUAAAAUGUUGAUUUUAAGCGUUUGAGCAUUUUUGGCUAUCAUUAGCAUAAUGUCAUCUGAUUUAACUGGCUGAGUUCUUAACAAUAGCUAAUGUUAGCUGUGAGCUAGCAUUGUCCUAAACAUCUGUAUUCUUAUGUAAUCUUCAAGCCAUUUGCCUACAUUUAAAGACUAAAUUGCUCUGUGGUAUUAGCUUGUAUUAGUAGUUAGCUUGUUUUCUUUCUUUCUUUUUUUUAAUAUAUUUUGUAAACUGCCAUGCUGACAGAGUUGCUGGGUUAAAGAUGAACGUGUUGUGUAAUCAGAGGAUCAUUUUGGAGUUUCUUGUCCAGAGUACAUUCAAGUUCUCUGGUUUGGAUUUGAGGGUGAAGUCUCGUCUGCGCUCCCCGUCUCUGAAUGUGAAGGUGUUUGUAUUUUGCUGAUAGUCUGGUCCAUUAUCUCCCUUCUCUGCUCCCAUAGCAGCUGUACAGAAGUCCUCGGUGGAUGAGUUCACACAAGAAAUGCCGGGACUCUGAUUGAUCCGGAUCAUUCGUGGAUUGUGUGAACCAGCCGUUCUGUGUGCACUGUUCUGGAUCACAUGAUCUUUUCUUAAUAAAGACUCAACAAAAACUCA
Pundamilia nyererei is the source of this 4259-nucleotide messenger RNA. RefSeq names its product interacts with SUPT6H, CTD assembly factor 1 (gene iws1). The transcript is spliced from 16 exons. Bases 165 to 2351 code for a protein of 728 amino acids. The record is from RefSeq and is a predicted model, not a curated record. NCBI's taxonomy places the organism in Eukaryota, Metazoa, Chordata, Actinopteri, Cichliformes, Cichlidae. Gene Ontology annotation, cellular component: nucleus. Gene Ontology annotation, biological process: poly(A)+ mRNA export from nucleus.